This is a messenger RNA of Budorcas taxicolor (takin), 2063 nucleotides long. It is a transcript of the gene PITX1, whose product is annotated as paired like homeodomain 1. NCBI's taxonomy places the organism in Eukaryota, Metazoa, Chordata, Mammalia, Artiodactyla, Bovidae. The coding region runs from base 90 to 1034 and encodes 314 amino acids. Gene Ontology annotation, biological process: anatomical structure morphogenesis; regulation of transcription by RNA polymerase II. Gene Ontology annotation, molecular function: DNA-binding transcription factor activity, RNA polymerase II-specific; RNA polymerase II cis-regulatory region sequence-specific DNA binding. The transcript is spliced from 3 exons. Gene Ontology annotation, cellular component: nucleus. The record is from RefSeq and is a predicted model, not a curated record.
GCUGCGCUCUUGUCCUCGCAGGUCGCCGCCGGGGCGGCCGGGCGCGCCCAGCCCCGGCCCCCGGAGCGCCCGCCUCGGUCCCCGCCUCCAUGGACGCCUUCAAGGGGGGCAUGAGCCUGGAGCGGCUGCCAGAGGGACUCCGGCCGCCACCGCCGCAGCCGCACGACAUGGGGCCCGCCUUCCACCUAGCCCGCACGGCCGACCCCCGCGAGCCUCUCGAAAACUCCGCCAGCGAGUCGUCCGACACGGAGCUACCAGAAAAGGAGCGCGGCGGGGAACCCAAGGGGCCCGAGGACAGCGGUGCCGGCGGCGCGGGCUGCGGCGGUGCCGAGGACCCCACCAAGAAGAAGAAGCAGCGGCGGCAACGCACGCACUUCACAAGCCAGCAACUGCAAGAGCUGGAGGCCACGUUCCAGAGGAACCGCUACCCGGACAUGAGCAUGCGGGAGGAGAUCGCCGUGUGGACCAACCUCACCGAGCCACGCGUGAGGGUCUGGUUCAAGAACCGGCGAGCCAAGUGGCGGAAGCGCGAGCGUAACCAGCAGCUGGACCUGUGCAAGGGCGGCUACGUGCCGCAGUUCAGCGGCUUGGUGCAGCCCUACGACGACGUGUACGCCGCGGGGUACUCCUACAACAACUGGGCCGCCAAGAGUCUGGCGCCAGCGCCUCUCUCCACCAAGAGCUUCACCUUCUUCAACUCCAUGAGCCCGCUGUCGUCGCAGUCCAUGUUCUCGGCCCCCAGCUCCAUCUCCUCCAUGACCAUGCCUUCGAGCAUGGGCCCGGGCGCCGUGCCCGGCAUGCCCAACUCGGGCCUCAACAACAUCAACAACCUCACCGGCUCCUCGCUUAACUCGGCCAUGUCGCCGGGCGCCUGCCCGUAUGGCACACCCGCCUCGCCCUACAGCGUCUACCGGGACACGUGCAACUCGAGCCUGGCCAGCCUGCGGCUCAAGUCUAAGCAGCACUCGUCUUUCGGCUACGGCGGCCUGCAGGGCCCGGCCUCGGGCCUCAACGCGUGCCAGUACAACAGCUGACCGCCCGGCUGGGCCACGCGGGCCGGCGGCCGGAACGGCGCCGGGGUCGGGGCUGGGGUCGGGGCUGGGGCCGGGGCGGGCGCGGAGGACCUGGCUUCUGAGCCGCCCCCUGCUCCCCACCUCCCCACCUCCGGCUUGAUUUUGUGUUUGCUUUCCUGGACCUCACUCUACCCUCCAAAACGAGACAAAACAAAAAAGACGUCGGAGAAAAGUGCCGCGAAAAAAAAAACGGAUGAGUUGCAAUUUCCCUCGGGAUGGCGCGGGUGGUGCACGUUCGCUCGCUCGGGGCCCGGGUGGGCCACUCCGCGGAGGGGACGCGGCGCGGGAGGCGAGUGCCCAGGCCGGCGGCCCGGAGGAGACGCCCCCCGUAGCCCGGGUUCCCGCCGCGCUGGACCCAGACUGAGCGGCCGCGCCUGUGAACUGGAGCGCGGAGCCCAGGCAAACCUGGGCCCCGGCCAGGUGGGAACCAAGACGCCCCCUCCUAGCUGGGCCCGGCUGAGCAUACCUUAUAGCUCGAUCCGGAUCCAAGUUGGAGCGGGCGUUGAGCCGGGGAUGAUGGUACCCAGCCCAGGGUCGGGAACUCGCCGCGGAGCCGUACUAAUGGCCCCGGCGCGCCUCGAGGAGCCCUCGCCUGCCCCGUGCCCCGGAGUCCUAUUUUAAGGCCAAGGAGCGGCAGCUGGCGGUGCGGUCGAGGCGGGAGCCUGCUGAGUGCUUGUCUCCGAGCAUCCCAGCCCCCCAAGCUUCGCCGCAGACCCAGGCCCUCCGCUCGGCUCCCCCCGGGGGCUAGGAGAGGGCCCCCCCUUUCCCGGCAAAGAGCCCCCUCCUCACCGUCCGCCGUGCAAGAGUUGAGCCGGGAGAGCUCGGGGCGCGGCCAGGGCCCCAGCCGCGCCCACUUUGCACACCCACUCUCCGGCCCGCGCCCCUGUUUACAGCGUCCCUGUGUAUGUCGGACUGACUGUAUAGAAUUAUAAAUCUGUCUAUAUCGACUUGUCCAUGUACGUCUAUUAAAAACCAUAGUACGAGCGUGCU